Messenger RNA from Chenopodium quinoa (quinoa), 1440 nucleotides. RefSeq names its product F-box protein CPR30-like. The record is from RefSeq and is a predicted model, not a curated record. The transcript has a single exon. The coding region runs from base 1 to 1440 and encodes 479 amino acids. Gene Ontology annotation, molecular function: protein binding. NCBI's taxonomy places the organism in Eukaryota, Viridiplantae, Streptophyta, Magnoliopsida, Caryophyllales, Amaranthaceae.
AUGUCUUCUCCGCCGCAAUCUCCGCCGCAUAAGAAGCUAAAAAGCUCCACCGAAGACGCCGGCGAAGAAACUUUGAUGCACAUCAUAUCGAGUGAAACCCAGAACAGUGAGACCCAGAACAAUGAAACCCAGAACUCUGAAACCCAGAACUCUGCAACCCAGAACUCUGAAACUCAGAACAGAGAAAUCCAGAACAGAGAAACCCAGAAAAGAGAAAUUCCGAAGCACAUGAUAUUGAAAUUCUUGAGUGAAACCCAGAACAGAGAAAUUCCGGAUCACGUGAUAUUGACUGAAAUCCUUCCAAGACUUCCCGUCGAUUCACUUCUCCGAUUCAAGCAGGUCUGUAAAGAAUGGGAGUUACUAAUCUCGAGUCCCGAUUUCAUCAAUGAUCAUGCGUUCCGCCAAAAUCCUCUCUCCUCGAGGUCUGUUCUUUCAAUUGCCAAUGAUUCUUCAUUAACUGCUAUUGAUUACGAAGAUCUUGAUUUCACCCCUUUAGGCCAGUAUUCCUCAGUAAAUCCCAUUUUCUUGAUUGGUUCUUCUCAUGGCUUAGUUUUGUUGAUUUCUUCUGAUGCAACUAAGGGUCAAUUGCGAUUUCCUAGUUUACUUCUUUAUUUUGAAUUUGAUUUUAGGACUUUUAAUCCUGUUUUUGGUGGUCUUGGUAAUACUAUUUACCCUCCUCCAAAAUUUCUUCAGAGUACUGAUUUUGCUGCAAAGGAUUAUAGUUUUGGGUUUGGUUAUUCUUCAACUCAUGAUGAAUUCUACAUUGUUGCUAUUAAUUUUCUAGUGUCCUCGAACCAUCCUGUUGUAGUUGUCUUUCUAUACAACUGUAGUACCCAAAAAUGGAUUGAGAAGCACAAGGUAAUAACAGCGCCAAGUUAUGAGGAACAAAGGAUGGCAAUUAUACUUGAAGAUGUUUGGUAUAAACAUAGUGGAACACUUGUGAAUGAAGCUUUACAUUGGGGUGCUAUUAUUGUACUUGAAGAUCUUUGGUGUAAUCACCAAUGCAUUGUUGGCUUUGAUUUGGGUAGUCAGAAGUUGGGAUUUAUGAGUUUGCCGUCUGCCAAUUUUGGGGAAUCUGCAAUAUUCAUUCGUUCUGCUUUUAGUCUGUGUUGUUUGAAUGAUUUCUUGUGUGCUUGGGCUUAUUUUAAGGGUGGAAGAAGAGUUGAGAUGUGGAUGAUGAAAGAAUAUGGUGUGCGGAAAUCAUGGACCAAGUUGUUUUGUGCUGAUAUGAAUUCUACAUAUUGGUAUUUUUUUGGAAAGCCUCGACAGAUAAUGAUUUUCAAUUUUGAUGGGCUACGGUAUGUUGACUUCAGCUGCAUUACACCAAGAUGGAGCAAAGUUGAUUUUCAAGACCAAGUGAAAGCGGUGAAUUAUGUUCAAAGCCUUUUAUCACCUGAUGCAAUAAUCAAAUAUCCGACCUCUGGUGAAGAGAAUGAAUGA